AUGGAUCGUAAAGGUGGCAGCGACACUCUCUCAGCAAAAAGUGACCUUCAAUCCGAGAAAAAAGAUCGCAAAAAGGAUCGUAAAAAUGAUAAAACUGAUAAAAGAAAAGAUGGAAAAAUGGAUCGUAAAGUUGGCAGCGACACUCUCUCAGCAAAAAGUGACCUUCAAUCCGACAAAAAAGAUCGCAAAAAAGAUCGUAAAAAGGAUCGUAAAAAUGAUAAAACUGAUAAAAGAAAAGAUGAACCUGACCGUCCGUCCGCCACAAAACGUCGUAAAAUUAAUAGCGACAGUGACACUGAUGUCACCGACCGCAAAAUGGAUCGUAAAGUUGGCAGCGACACACUCUCAGCAAAAAAUGACCUUCAAUCCGACAAAAAAGAUCGCAGAAAAGAUCGCAAAAAAUAUCGUAAAAAUGAUAAAACGGAUAAAAGUAAAGAUGAAGGUGACCGUCCGUCCGCCACAAAACAUC
Messenger RNA from Contarinia nasturtii (swede midge), 469 nucleotides. Its product is annotated as protein PIF-like. NCBI's taxonomy places the organism in Eukaryota, Metazoa, Arthropoda, Insecta, Diptera, Cecidomyiidae. The annotation marks the transcript as partial. The record is from RefSeq and is a predicted model, not a curated record. The transcript has a single exon.